This is a messenger RNA of Rhinolophus ferrumequinum (greater horseshoe bat), 2713 nucleotides long. RefSeq names its product DNA polymerase epsilon 3, accessory subunit (gene POLE3). The record is from RefSeq and is a predicted model, not a curated record. Bases 439 to 882 code for a protein of 147 amino acids. Gene Ontology annotation, biological process: leading strand elongation; DNA damage response; heterochromatin formation. The transcript is spliced from 5 exons. Gene Ontology annotation, cellular component: CHRAC; epsilon DNA polymerase complex. NCBI's taxonomy places the organism in Eukaryota, Metazoa, Chordata, Mammalia, Chiroptera, Rhinolophidae. Gene Ontology annotation, molecular function: chromatin DNA binding; protein heterodimerization activity.
GCACCGUCCUCGCCUCCGUCUCCCGAGCUAGCCGGCAGGCUGCGCUGUCGCUAGGCAGCGGCGCACGGUACCCUGCGGAAGGGACGGAAGCCCCAGUGAGCCCGACUUAAUUUGGUGAAAAAGCUCCACACGUGGUGGUGGGUGAAGCGGACAAACGAGCUUGGGAAGGGACGCCGAGUGUCAGUGGGGCCAGACGGAAGCCCCGGCGGACCGAAACCAUCGGGGCGUGGAACGUUCGGCCGCGCCAGCGACUUGAGGCGGAAGCGCGGCUGCUGGAGGAGGGAGGCUAUCGCGCGCGGGGCCGUAUGGGACACGAUGUGGGCAACGUGGGGCGGGACGGAAGCCUCGUUGGGUCAGACCGUGGCGACGCGGGAAGUCUGGACGCCGUAGCUGCCUAAAGAGGAGGCCUGAGAAGGAGGGCCGGUCCCAGUGGCGGCAAUGGCGGAAAGGCCCGAGGACCUCAACCUGCCCAAUGCCGUCAUCACCAGGAUCAUCAAGGAGGCGCUCCCGGAUGGUGUCAACAUCUCCAAGGAGGCCCGGAGCGCCAUCUCCCGCGCCGCCAGCGUCUUCGUGCUCUACGCCACAUCCUGUGCCAACAACUUCGCCAUGAAAGGGAAACGCAAGACACUGAAUGCCAGUGAUGUGCUCUCAGCCAUGGAAGAGAUGGAGUUCCAGCGGUUCAUUACCCCGUUAAAAGAAGCUCUGGAAGCAUAUAGGAGGGAGCAGAAAGGCAAGAAGGAAGCUUCGGAGCAAAAGAAGAAGGACAAAGACAAAAAAACAGAUUCAGAAGAACCAGACAAGAGUAGGGAUGAGGAUAAUGACGAAGAUGAGGAAAGACUGGAAGAAGAAGAACAGAAUGAAGAGGAGGAAGUGGACAACUGACCAGGUAUGCUUUGGGGGAAGACCCACUGAUCACGCCCUGUACAGUUUUUGGACUGUGGACUGGGCCAGACCUUGCUAAUUAUGGGAUCCUGCAUCACCUUGGAUGACCGGCAGGGCUGCUGUUUCCCAGGCAAGGGAGGCUCUGUCCCUCAACCACAGCGAGAGAGCUUUCCAUGGCUCUGCAGGGCACCCUGGACAUACUAGAUGUUCAACAACUCCAAACAUUUAUUGAGUUCCUGCUAUGUGUCUGGCACUCUUCCAAAUGCUUUCAAGUAUUAACUCUUAAACCCUAUGAAGGCUCACUGCUGUUAUCGUCAUGAUCCCAACUCUAAUGCUGUAUUACCUCUCUAACCUACAUAGACUUCUCAAAUCAUGGAUUUAUAAAUAACAUUCCUCAAAUAUAAACCCCAACAGUCAUUAGAUCCAGUGGCCUUUUCCUUCUCCACGGCAGAAACAUUUCUUAAUUCCUAUGAGCACCACUCCUAAGCCCUCAAGUCCCAUCUGGACUCCUGUGGCUUCCUUUGAGCUCAGUUUCCUGCCUCAUCUCAACUUCCCCUAUGUACUGCUUGCCAAGUGGCUCUUCCUGGAACAUUUCUGUUACAGUCCCACACUGUUUCCUAUUAAAUCCAUACUUAACCCUGUUAUUCAAAGCCUGCUUAAAGAGGGCUCGCCUUACCAUCUGUUCUAAUCUGCUUCUACUCCAACAUAAAGCUGUAGUCAAGAAUGAAUUCCCAAAAGAACUCCCUUUCCACGUGGCUUUGGUUCUUACCAAACUUUGACUACCUAAGAAAAGUCACGUUUGCUGAAAGUAAGGACUGUGACUUAAAACUACAGAAUUUAAGAACUGGGAAGAAUGCGGUCAUCCCUCAGUUUUUCUCACCUCUAUCAUUCCUGUAGUGGUAUCUGGAUUUUGAACAUUCCUUAUUAGACUAAGGUAAUGUUUCUCAUCAUUUUUAACCAUAGCCCUUGAUGCCUCGAGUUUCUGAACUGGAUUUGGAGGAUUAGGAGGGUCACCAUCGUUAGCCAUGCAAAAUUGCUUUUGCAGCCUAAUCUAUUUUUGCCAAUGGGAAACAGGCUUUUUAAUUUUUAUUUUGGAACAAUUAUAUUUAUAGAAAAGUUGUAGAGUGUUCCCAUAUAACCAUUACCCAACUUCCCCUCAUGUUUACAUCUUACAUAACCAUGGCACAUUUCUCAAAACUAAGAAAAAACUAUUAAUUAAAUUGGCCAAACUUGUAUUUCACCAGUUUUUCUACUAACAUUUUUUUCUGUUCCAGAAUCCAACCCAGGAUACCACAUCACAUUUGGUGAACCAAUUUUCUUUUUGAGAUGAAAUUCAUAGAACAUACAAUUAACCAUUUUAAAAUUAGCAAUUCAGUAGCAUUUAGCACAUUCACAAUGUGCAACCACUACUUCUAUCUAGUUCCAAAACAUUUUCAUCACCCAAAAAUAAAAUCUCAUACUAGUCAAGCAAUUACUCCCCACGUUUCCCUCCCCAGCCACUGGCAACUACCAAUCUCUUUCUUUUUAUGCUCUUUAAAGCAUUUAGUGCCAUUCCAUGUACCUACCUGGGAGGCAUGAUAGUUUAGUGGGUUUCGGGGUGGGGUUGGGGUGUUACUUUUUUUUUAAUUAAAAUAUACAUACUAAAAGGUACAGGUAAGUAUAGAGCUAGAUAAAUUUACACAAACACACUCAGAUCAAUAAACAACAUGAUCAGCACCCUAAAAAGCCCCUUUGGUCUCCCUUGUAGUCACUCCCUAUGUCUCCAGUGGUAAUCACUGUUCUGAUUUGGAACAGCACAGAUUAAUUUUGCCUGGGAUUGUAUUUCAUGUAA